GAAAACAAACGUUCUUCUGGGGCAUCCGGAAUAUUUCCCAACGGACCAAGCUACCGGAAGUGGAAAGUUCUUACCGUUCAUGCGGGUUCAUGUUGACAACAAAAAGUGUCUCUGAACAUUUUUACAUUAAUAGUAAGGAUUCACUAACGAGCUUCAAGAUAAAACAUGUCCGACAACGAAGAUAACUUCGACGACGGAGAUUUUGAUGAUGCCGAAGAGGAUGAGGGAUUAGAUGACCUGGAAAACGCGGAAGAUGAGGACCAGGAGAACGUGCAGAUCCUACCCGCAGGAGAGGGCCAGCAGGCCAACCAGAAGAGGAUCACAACACCUUACAUGACCAAAUAUGAGAGAGCCAGAGUGCUCGGGACUCGAGCUCUCCAGAUAGCGAUGUGCGCUCCAGUCAUGGUGGAGUUGGAGGGAGAAACAGACCCCUUGCAAAUAGCUAUGAAAGAGCUCAAGGGCAGAAAGAUCCCCAUCAUCAUCCGCAGGUACCUUCCUGAUGGAAGUUAUGAGGACUGGGGCUGUGACGAGCUCAUCAUAACUGACUAAACAUCUCCUCCAGUCUUCGCUGACUAUACCUUAAGCUGGUUCACCCCACCAUCGCACCAGGUCAGUCCCCUGCACAAACCCAGAAGAUUCAGAAGGCGGAUGCGAGUAUCACCCACCUGGUAAUGCUGCAAUUUGAUCCACAAACAUCCAUCACAUCAGGCGAGUCUGUGAACCAGUGAAAUAGGAACACACGAAAUGGACCGAACAAACAUUAGAAGACUCACGAAAACCAUAACAGUGUGUGGCUCGCAGGUGUAAAAUCCUGUCAUGCCACAACUCAGUUCAAAUCUACAGUACUUCUUUUACUCCUUCACUAGUUGCAUUAUCAUUAAGAGCCACAAGGGGGAAAUGUAACUUAAGUCAAGCAUUUGCUUUGUUUUAAAAAAACAAAUCCUGUGUUGUAUUCCUUUUGUUGUUUUGAAGGCGUGAAGUGAUUAGUGUCAAAGAACUGUUUUAUUGUUAUUAAUAAACUCUUUUGUGUAAAUGA
This is a messenger RNA of Etheostoma cragini (Arkansas darter), 1036 nucleotides long. RefSeq names its product polymerase (RNA) II (DNA directed) polypeptide F (gene polr2f). The coding region runs from base 166 to 549 and encodes 127 amino acids. Lineage: Eukaryota; Metazoa; Chordata; Actinopteri; Perciformes; Percidae. Gene Ontology annotation, biological process: DNA-templated transcription. Gene Ontology annotation, cellular component: RNA polymerase III complex; RNA polymerase I complex; nucleus. Gene Ontology annotation, molecular function: DNA-directed RNA polymerase activity; DNA binding. The record is from RefSeq and is a predicted model, not a curated record. The transcript has 5 exons.